This is a messenger RNA of Astyanax mexicanus (Mexican tetra), 5636 nucleotides long. RefSeq names its product TEF transcription factor, PAR bZIP family member b (gene tefb). The transcript has 4 exons. The record is from RefSeq and is a predicted model, not a curated record. Gene Ontology annotation, cellular component: nucleus. The coding region runs from base 168 to 1166 and encodes 332 amino acids. Gene Ontology annotation, molecular function: DNA-binding transcription factor activity, RNA polymerase II-specific; RNA polymerase II cis-regulatory region sequence-specific DNA binding. NCBI's taxonomy places the organism in Eukaryota, Metazoa, Chordata, Actinopteri, Characiformes, Acestrorhamphidae. Gene Ontology annotation, biological process: regulation of transcription by RNA polymerase II.
UGUCAGCUCGACGCAGUGGAGAGGGGCGACACGGCGUUGUUUUCGCUCAGCCUGGGAGAAUAAAGCGUGUUAAUCGGUGUAGAAAGAAAACCUGCGCCGAAACGGUGAUAUUUAGUGUUAAGUAUUACUUUUAUUCGCACUAAAAACCCCGUCGCAGUGUGAGAGACAUGCCCGGACAGACGGUAAACGCUGCUGGCGCUGUGGCUCCGAGCAGCGGCGCUCAGAAAUCAUUUCCUUUUGUGUUGAAGAAAAUCAUGGAAAUUCCUCCACCUAAUAUUCUGGACGAUGGGGACGACGAGAUCGAGAAGGAGAAGCUGAGCUCAGGUGGAGAUGGGCAGUCUUGUGGAGAUGGAGGUGGAGGUGGUGGAGGCGGUAGUGGGUCCGGGGGUGCGGGCAGUGUUUCAGCCUCCCUCACCCCCGCCAUCUGGGACAAGACCAUCCCUUACGACGGUGAGAACUUCCACCUGGAGUACAUGGACCUGGACGAGUUCCUGCUGGAGAACGGCAUUCCCGUGGCUUUAGAGGAGGAACUGCAAAAGAGUCUGGAGCAGGAACGCCACGCCAGCAACGCUCAACCACCUUCUACAGCGGCCCCCGCAGCCCCGGAGGAGGCACCUAAAGAGGCAGAGGUAAAGGAGAAAGCUAAAAAAACAGAGGACGAGAAAGACGAGGAGGAGGAGGAGUGCGACAGUGAUGCAGCUGAACUGCAGGUCAUGGAGAACGCUAUAGAGCCUAAAAGUAACUCGGACCGUGUGACCCCCUCUCCGAUUAACCCUGAGGACAUUGAGGUGAACAUAAACUUCCAGCCGGACCCGACAGACCUAGUUCUGUCCUCCGUUCCAGGAGGAGAACUGUUCAACCCCCGCAAACAUCGAUUCAGUGAGGAGGAGCUCAAACCACAGCCUAUGAUAAAAAAGGCCAAGAAGGUCUUCGUUCCGGAGAACGCCAAGGAUGAUAAGUACUGGUCGAGGAGGAAGAAGAAUAACGUGGCGGCGAAGCGUUCUCGUGAUGCUCGGCGGCUGAAGGAGAAUCAGAUUGCGGUGAGGGCAGGGUUUCUGGAGCGGGAGAAUGCGGCGCUGCGGCAGGAAGUGGCCGAGCUAAGGAAGGACUGCAUCCGCUGCAAGAAGAUGAUGUCUCUGUAUGAGUCCAAAUACGGCCCGCUGUAGAAGAAUCACCCAGCCUGGCAUAAAAAACUCCCAUAAGGAACAACUCCAACCAAACUCCCAACUACUCACACAGUUCCAGAUAGGAUAGACCGAGAUUGUGGGUAAAUUCAGAGGCGGGGCCGUGCGGUGAUGUGAAAUGGGACUUGCCCAAACGCACUUGCGCAGUUUAGGAGAAUUUUAGAAGAAUAAUCAUUAUAAAAGAGUGUUAAUCACAAAAUCUGAAAUGCAUUUAACAGCAGCUCCUGCAGAUUAACCGUAGAUCACCGGGGGCCCGUCAGCAGUGGGGAUCCGACAGUGCCACCGAGUCUCACCCAGACCCGGAGAACCUGGAAGAAAACAGACGAUAAACUCAAAUCUAAACACCACAGUAAACAGAUGAACUCAACACCGGACCAAAGAAUGAACUAAAUCGUGCCCCUCAUCAUCCCCCAUCCCGGCAGCUGACUGCCUCUCUCCUCUACAGUGAAGCUCACGCUCCUACUCGCUCAAAUCGCCAGCGAGGGGCACAUUUAUUGAUUUAUUCACAGCGAGUGAGAGAGGGACACCCCUGCAUGAGCUGCAGGCAGGAGGAAAGACGAUGUCCUAAUAAAAAAGACAGAAAAAAUCUAAAUCUAAGGGUUUGUGCGUGUGUGUGUGUAUGUGUGUGGAAGGGAAGGGGGAGCCCAUAGUUACCUUGGCUUUUAGUUUGCCAUCCUCAGAGAAUGUGUGUUUCUUUUUUUCUCAUUUUUACCCUGAAUUGAGUGAGUGUGAGUCUAUCUGUGUGAGUGUAACUGCGUAGUAAUUAGCUCACAGUGCAAAUAAAUGCAUGACAGCAGUCUCGGUUGCUGGGGUUGUAGCAGUCGGGAGAGGAACUGUUAUUGUUUAGAGGUUUUUCUGCUGCAGAUGAUAAUGCCGGUGUAUGCAGUUGCUUAAUAUCUUUGGAAACGAUGAUAAAUUUAAGAGAUUUUGCCAUGGGUUCUUCCUAGGGCUGCACAAUACGGACACACUAUUGUAAUCAUAUCUAUAUGACCAGAUAAUCUAGUUGUUAAAAAACCAACGUCAUAAGUUUUUUUUUUUUUAUUAUUAAAUUUGGCUGAUAUUUGAAGGUUAUGUUUAUAUAUAUAUUUAUUGAAGAUAUUUUACAGCAUACACAACACUAUUUCUAUAAUUGUACAUUUAUCUAUGGUGCAGAUCCAGGUGGAUUUAAUACACAUAGAUACCUAUAUACCACAAGUCAUUUGCAAAGAACACAUUUUUGACACAGUUUGUCACAAAAAAGGCAAUCCAAAAAAAAGAGAUGAGAUAUAAAGAAAGAAAGACAAAGGAAGAAAGAAAGAAAAAUACAAUUUAAUUUAACCUAAACAUAACUUUGACAUUACUUUCUAUAAUUUCAGCAGACAAACUAACAAAGCACAAUACAUUUAUCUCAGCAUUGCUAUUCUAGUCAUACAUUUACUAAAGCAGUGCUACUCAAGGCACAAAUUUUCCUCAGUAGUGCACUCUUAUUGAUACAUUUACCUCAGUAAUACUAUUCUAAUCCAAAAUUUAUGUCAGCAGUGAUGAUAAAGUCACCUGUGAGUGAAAUUUACAGAGAAAGGCAGACAAGCUUUUGGUAAACCAAUGCAAAGUUAGCUCGGCCAACAUUUCAACCCUAGCCAUGUAUAGCUCGUAUCUUUCAACUGAACAACUUAGAGCUGAUAAGUACAUGUAUUGAUGGCACUAAAUUCCUGUAUCAGUGUAGCCCUACAAAGCAUAAUACGACACUGAUGCAUAUUGCAGGAUGCAGAGUGAAACACUGACUUUCAUUAUUUCACUUAAAUUAAUUAUGUUUGUAGGAUGAUUCAAAUGCCCACAGAAUCAAAUCUAGAAAAUUAUUCCAACAGUGUCUAACAGUGUUUGGACGCUCAUCUGCAUAUUGUAAUAUUUUCUGCAGUAUGAGUACCUGCAGUCUAGUCUUAGUCCGGUGUCAGUUAUGGGUAUAUUGUGCAGCCCUGGUUGGUGCUGUAGUGUGGUGGUGUUCGGCGUAGCUGCAGCUGCAAGUGAUUGGUGUACUGGUUUGCCUAGUAAGAAGAGGAGAUGUACAUAAUGCCAUAAUGCUUUUUGUUUGUUUUUCGUUUCUCAGAAUCUGCUCUUUCCAGAGAGCCGGCUGUUGUUUUUGUUGUGAUAAUUUUGAUCUGUUUCUCACUGUUCUGUGAUCAGUGAUUCUGUCCUGCUUUUACUGCAUCUUGGUAGUGAUGUGUGCACUAUUAAUUCUUUUUCUAAUUAUACUGAAAUAUUAUGAACAUAAAGAAUAUAUCUAUAAUCUUUGUUUAAAGUACAAACUGAGUUAUCGUGCAGGGAUUAAACUGUGGUUUCCAGGCGGUCGGCGACCAGCAGACUGGAGUCUUUCCACAAAGCUUUUUUUUUUCUCCAUUUUGUAUCUUUUGGAACUUCUCAAACUAGGGCAAUACAGCGCUGCUCACGUUUACCUCGCUGGCUUUUGGCUUAAAAAGUGCUCUAUAGUAGGGGGGGAGGUGGAGUUAGGGAUAAUGGAGCUCUCCUACAGGGGGUGCUGUGUGAAUACAGCAGAAAGAGAGAGCAAUAAUUGUGCAUAAUAGUCUUUGAUAACAGAUUUUGUCUAUAUAAAAUGCAUGUUGGGUAAAGGACAUUUUCGAGACAUCUUCAGAGAAGAAGCUCCAGACAGUGGUCAGAGUGUGAUGUUCAUUUCAGCCUCACGCUUCACUUUUUUGCUUCCGAGUUCUGUCCAGAUAAAAUGGAUUAUGGGUGAUUUUUAAAGAAUUUCUAACUGCAGCGACGGGCUUCCAGUUUUACACAGGCUCCCUGGUUUCGUUUCUGUGGGACAGCCGCAAAAUUUUACUCAACGACAAAAAAAAAAAAAAAAACACAAAGUGUACUUAAUGAGUCUGUAGCAGAUGAAUCGUUUAACCGGAAGCCGGCUGCUUUUCUUUGCCAAACUGAAGUCAUGAUUGUGUUUUAAAUGUUGUAAAAGAGAGAAAUGAACAUACGAGUAGAAUAUUAACAUAGCCUCAUUUCUCUUGGGUUUAUCAGUGGCAUGCUGAUCGUAGGCUAGUCGGUGCUUCCAUUAGGGUGCAUUACCUUUGAUCUCUCAGAUUCCUUUGUCCUCGAAUCCGAUUCUGUCCCUUUCACUCAUACACUCUCUGUUAACAGUUUGGGAACACCAGAAAUGUGUUAAGGAAAUGGUUAUUAAAGAAACCUCAAGGAACACUCUUUGUGGAAGAAAAAUUUCAUUUCUUUAAGACUUGAUUCAUUACUCCACAUGGUGGUGCUAAUCAAAUAAAUAACCUAAAAAACCUGCGAUGAAAAAUAUUGGUUGUUCUAUUGUGUGAAACUGACCAGUGAAUCUAUAUUUUCUGGUAUUUGCUUAUCUAGCAGUACUUUAGAAUUUUUGUGAAGUAUCGUAGAGAAUUGGUGUCCCAAACUCUUGACUGGCAGUGUAGCUACAGCUUUAUUACUGUUUUAGUACAGUAGAAUCCUGGACUUGUUUUACUGCUGGAAGCAAAAGCUCUGGUUUUGUCUGUUUAGUUUAACAGCCUGUUGUGGCGAGUCUUAAAUACAACCAUCAACCAUACCUCUGUCCUCUCUGCCUUUACUCUCAUCUCUCACCUCUCUGUCUCCUCUGUCCUCCCUCUCUGUUUUCUCUCUCUCCGAGGUCCUCUGUCUUCGUGUCUGAAGAUUCAGUUUUGGAAAUGUCUCUGUCUGUUUCUCUCAUGCUGAUCAGCCAUGGCCUCUAAAACCCCUGCUCGAUACUGGUGUAGGUCCAGAAUGGUUCUGACCCCUCAAGGCCUAGAUUUCACCAGACCUCUGAAGGUGUUCUGUGGUUAGCAGCAGUGAAUUGGGUUGUACGUCCAUUGGGUGAGCCUGACCUGUCAGUAGGUGGCGCUCUUUUGGUAGAUACUGACCACUGUAUACCGAGAACAUUACACUGGUUCCUGCCUGCCCAAUUUCAAACCUUAAGAUCGGACUGUUCACUUGCUGCCUAAUAUGUAGAUCCUACCCAUUGGCGGUGGUAUUAAGGUUAUGGCUGAUUGGUGCAUGUCUAAAAAGUGUUUUUUUUUUGUUUGUUUUUUUGUCAAUUGUGGAAUAUUCCAGCGUUAAUCUGGGCUUUUUAUUUGUGAUGAUAAUCUUAAUGCAGGCGAUGAAGCCGAGUGUAAUGAAGAAAACAUCCGUAUACUGAACCAUGGAUAUGUAGCACUUGAGAGGUUUUCUUUCUACAUCAUUUUAGUCAAACAAAAUAAACCUAAUAAUAAUAAUAAUAAUUAUCUUUUCUUAAAUAAAAAAAUAAAUGUCUUGUUUUUUGUAAGUGACUCUUUUUCUCUGUGUUUUGGUGAAUUUUUAAUGUUUGUUUUUGUAUUCUGUAAGGUUUGGGUUUUCUAUAGAUGUAAUUUAGGUUGUUUUUUGAGGGAUAAGAUAUGAUGUAAUGCAACAUGUCCCACAUCUGUGUCUGUAGAAUAAAGUGGAAUUUAAACUAAA